UGGUUAAGCUCUUUGCCUGCCACCGUGGGGGACUAAGGUUCAAGACCCCGACUGGACCAUCCGCCAACAUCCCCCGGACUCACGGCUGUGGUGUCCUUGAGCAAGACACUGAUACCCCGAAAUGCUCUUCGUGCGCUUCAGCUGCCCCCUGCUCCAGCGUGUUCCACUAACAUGUUGGCGGUAAUGCACCUUUAAGAUGGUUUGCCAGCCACCAGUAAACACCACAGAAGAAGAAUAAGGCGGAAGUUAGCAUCGCAACCAAAGCUGCAGCGACAACGAGGCAAGGUGCGAGUGUUUUCCAUUUAGUGUUUGAACUGUCUACGACAUCAACAUGUUGAAAGAGUUGGUAAGGGAGCGACUAAUCACGGCCGCCGAGGAAAUCUUCGGACUGUUUGAGAAAACGAUCGCGUCGUACGAGGAGCAACUUUGUCGGGCGAGAGAGGAGACCGAGCGACACCGACGACAACUGGAAGCUGUUUGCAACACUCAAAUUGUGAUACGCGUCCAAGAGGUUGGACAAGUGAUUGCUCGUCAGGAAGAACUUCCCACUGAGCCGCAGGAGGGCAGCUCCAGUUUGGAGCAAGAAUAUCCACAGCCCCCCUACGUUAAAGAGGAAGUGGAGGAGGCCGACAUCACCAAGUUGCCACUGACUGGUGUCUUUGUGGAGAGUGAACACGCCGAACCACGCAAGUCAUCAGAGGGUCAACAUUGCAGUCCAAGUGGAGACCAUCAUGGAGGACCACCACCAGACAACCUCUUUGCUUCAUUGUCAGACCGUGAUGACAUGAAAGAAUCUUUGAUGAGCGACACAGACUGUAAAGGUGACAAGAAACAGUUGGAAUUCUCUGAAAAGGAGACCACUCUAAAUAAGAAAGCUUUUGAAACGCACAUAAGAACACUCACGCGGGAAAACUCCCUUAGUUGCUCGUUAUGUGGCAAAAUAAAGGAAACCAUGCUAAAACACAUGACAACACCCGUAGUAGAAAAACCCUUUAGUUGCUCAGCGUGUGGUAAGUCAUUCUCUCAAAAGCCGAAUAUGUUAUCGCACAUGAAAACACACACUACAGAAAAACCUUUUUGUUGCUCAGUGUGUGGUAAAAGUUUCACUGCAAAGGCAGUUAUGGUGAAACACGUGAGAACACACACAGGAGAAAAACCUUUUAGUUGCCUAAUUUGUGGAAAAGCAUUUUCUCAAAAGCCACAUCUGGUGUCACACACGAGAACACACACUGGAGAAAAACCCUUCGGUUGCUCUGUCUGUACUAAAACGUUCUCUACUAAGUCACAAGUGGUAUCACACAAGAGAAUACACACAGGAGAAAAACCCUAUAAUUGUUCAGUUUGUGGUGGAAAUUAUGCUCGUAAGUCCUCUUUGACUGCACACAUGUGGACACACAGCAAAGAGGGAAUAAAUGUUCACUAGUACCCUGAAAUUCUGUGAGCUUCGAAGCAAGUGCUGUUUUCAUUGAACUUUGAAAUAUGAACAUUGAAUUGAAUGUCUUCUUCUGAAGAGCUGUACAUUAGUUGCUGUUUUGAUGUGCUCUGCAGUAUAAUUCACUGAUGUCAUUUUCAUUGUUCUGCACAUCUCAUUCAUCAAUGAUGUCUUCACUCAGUUUAGAUAUCUUAAUGGGAAACGAUUUACUCGUUUGUGUUAGUCACCUAGAAAGUGAUGCGCUGCUGUAUGUGCUUAAACCUGUCAUUGCCCAAAUACUUUCGGAUUUAACACACAAUGUGUUCUCAAAAGCAGUGGAAAACAUACAGUACAAAAGUCUUUUUAAAAUUAUUAUUAUUUGCUAUUAAGAUUUCCUUCCUUUCCAAAUUGGAAAAAAGUAACUACUCUGAUUUUUGUUAGUUGCUGAGCUGUAUUCUCUUUUGCUAUGGUUUCCCCCAAAAAGCUUCUUUAUACUGAUGUUUUUUAUUUAUACCGUGUCGUGUAGCACCGUGGGCCCUUGAGUACCAUAAUUUCAAUCCUGUGAAUGUGCUACGCAUAUUGUAGAAUUGACAAUAAAAGUACCUUGUACUUCGUACCUUU
Messenger RNA from Phycodurus eques (leafy seadragon), 2032 nucleotides. Its product is annotated as zinc finger protein OZF-like. The record is from RefSeq and is a predicted model, not a curated record. The coding region runs from base 332 to 1423 and encodes 363 amino acids. The transcript has 3 exons. NCBI's taxonomy places the organism in Eukaryota, Metazoa, Chordata, Actinopteri, Syngnathiformes, Syngnathidae.